Molecule: messenger RNA, 2945 nt
Organism: Syngnathus acus (greater pipefish)
Lineage: Eukaryota; Metazoa; Chordata; Actinopteri; Syngnathiformes; Syngnathidae
Product: calpain-5-like
Exons: 14
Coding region: 784-2802 (672 amino acids)
Biological process (GO): proteolysis
Cellular component (GO): cytoplasm
Molecular function (GO): calcium-dependent cysteine-type endopeptidase activity
Source: RefSeq, a predicted model, not a curated record
AACCCUGCAGAACAUGGGAAAGGCAUCUUGGGGAGAUGAGCACGUAGAAAUCAGGGUUCCAAUGUCCAGCACUUCUCCCACCUCCAGUACUUCCUUGGAGCGGCCGCUUCCCCGCAGGGCUUCCUGGAGCUCCACGAUGGAUAGAGUUACACUGCAGUCACCACCACCCUGAGCUUCCUUGCCAUACAGAUAAAGACGGUCUCUCACACCUUCAUCCUGGAAGCGACGUGCACCCGGCAGGCACAUCUGUCCUCCAGGUACAAAGCUGGACACGUGGGGAUGAAUCCUGGAAGCAUCACGGGAAAAAGAACCAAGCUUAGGAAGACUGAAUCGCGAGAGGAAAAGUGGAGGAUGAAUUAGGCCAUCUGAGGAAGUGGAGAAGGUAAAAGUUUGCUUAUUUGGAUCAGAGAGAUCUGAGUGAAGAAACUUAGGAUGCUUUCAAGGUGUUAAAUGCCUCUCCCACUUGAAGUUGACUGUCGAACUAAACAUAGAACAAAGAGAAAUACAUCUUGUGUAUUUAAAACAGCUGCGCCUUAAGAAUAGCCUUCCAGCUAAAUGCUAACAUAUAAUGGAAAAUGCCAUUGAAAUGCUAAUGCUAAAAGUUAACGUUGAUAGUCGUGGUUUUCGAAGCAAUGGAUGUUGGAACACAAACGAUGGGGCAACACAUGGAGACAUCACGAUGCAGGCAACUCUAUGAAAAAUGACUCAUUUUAAAGCGUCUUACUGAGUCGAAGUAGAAGAACUAACAUUUGUUGCGUGGAUUCCUCCACUACCAAGACGAGUAUGACAGAGCGAGUGAGUGACUUCCAAGAUCAGAGCUUCCACAAGCUCCGGCGGGCGUGCCUCCGACGCGGCGCCCUGUUCAAGGACCCCGAGUUCCCUGCCGCCGCCCAGGCGCUCUUCUACAAAAGGGCGCCGCCGCCAGGGCUGACCUGGAAGAGGCCGCGGGAGAUCUGCAAGGACCCACGUCUGUUUGUUGACGGCAUCAGCACGCGUGAUCUGCACCAAGGAAGUUUGGGGAACUGCUGGAUGGUGGCCGCCAUUUCCUGUCUGGCGUCCGAGCCCACCUUGUGGAAAAAAGUCAUCCCCGACCACAUGCACCAAGAAUGGAACCCCAAGCGUCCAGAUUUGUACGCAGGGAUCUUCCAUUUUCGCUUCUGGCGCUUCGGUCGCUGGUUGGACGUGGUGGUGGACGACCGCCUGCCAGUCAGCAGCGACGGGGUUCUGCUCUUCUGUCGCUCGGCCACGCCCAGAGAGUUUUGGAGCGCCCUGCUGGAGAAGGCCUAUGCCAAGCUAAAUGGAUGCUACGAGGCUUUGGAGGGAGGAAACACGGCCGAGGCUCUGAUCGACUUCACCGGGGGGGUUUCGGAGCCUCUCAGCCUGAAACGCGAGACCCUCAGCCUGCACGCCGACCAAAGGAAGUCUCUCUUUCAGACGCUGGCCAAGGCCCACGAACACAAAGCCCUCGUCACAUGCUCCAUUCGGCCGUCUGAAGGCGAGACGGUGGAGUCAGUGAUGGACUGCGGGCUGGUGAGGGGACACGCUUACGGGGUGACGGCGGUGAGGAAGGUGUGGAAGGGAAGCGGAACAUCUAGACUGUUCUUGGUGCGCAUGCGGAACCCUUGGGGCACUACCGACUGGACGGGUGCUUGGAGUCAGCGGUCACAGCAGUGGCAGCAGAUGAGCCGUGCAGAGAGAGAGAAGAUGGGACUUGUCGUUCGGGAUGUUGGCGAGUUCUGGAUGGACUUUGAGGACUUUUGUGGCUACUUCACGGACGUGGUGGUGUGCCGCCUGGUGGAGAGGUCUUUCCUGUGGCCCAGCUCCCACUGGAGGGAGGUGCGCUGCUACGGAGAGUGGGCCCCGGCGCCAUCGUGCCCCAGUAGGCCUCCGUCGGCCGUUUGCGUGCUGAGCCGGAGGAAGGAGGAUCCGGUUGAGGAAGGGAGAAAUGGAGACAGUGAGGAGGAGGAGAACGGAGGCCGGGAGGCGCAGAUGGACAAGAGGAGCCGAUGCGGAGGAUGUAUCAACCAUAAGGACACCUUCCUGCACAAUCCACAAUUCAUGUUUGAGAUCCGAGGCCACGAGGAGGAGGUGCUCAUGUGUCUGCAGCAGGAGGACCAGAGGAUACGAAGGAAGGACGGCGGAGGAGACAACCUGCCCAUCGGUUUUGAGGUGCUCAAGGCGGAGGAGAACCGCUGCAGCCGAGUGCAGCGGGUGGUGGAGCAAGCGGCCAGUUCCGUCUACAUGGACUCUCGCAGCAUCACGCUAAAGGCCACGCUGGCACCGGGCUCCUACGUGGUGCUGCCCACUACCUACCUGCCAGGAGCCAGCGGACACUUCCUCGUGCGGCUCUUCUCGCGUUCGCAUCUUCACCUCAGGGAACUGAAGAACGACUUGCCAUCGCCACCUUUACUUCAGUGCUUUUUACCUCAACCCACUGUUGUGACCACAGUCCACCUACAGAGGGCGACAGGACUCUGCCCUCCCAAACAGAUAGCUCCCGAUGUUUACGCCAUCAUUCGUUGUGAGAGCGCCACCGUUCGGUCUCAGGUGUUUAAAGCCAAAGGAAACCCAGAAUUCCACCUGAGAGCCAUCUUUUACAGGAGAUACCCCGACGCACACAUCUCAGUCGAGAUUUGGAGCAGAGGCCUCCUGUGGGACUCCAUUUUGGGCCACGCCCGACUCCACACGACGCCGACCGACCAGAGUCGGGACCACGCGAUGGAGCUACGAGGAGGCCGUUCAGGUUCAGGAGGUCGCGUCUAUGUGGAGACGUCAUCGAGCGUCUGCCUGAUGGACUUGUAGCCGCCUCGCCGGCUCGUCCGGUUGACGCGGUAACGAGAACCGCGCCAUCCCCUGGAGUGUUUUCAUUUGAAUCUACCAAAAUAGGGACGAUGCCAAAUGCUUGCAACUGCUGUACAUUUGCAAAGUUUUGUUUUCUUUUCAUG